CAGGUCGGGCGACAAAAACACGCCGUCUCUUUUUACUGCCGGUUAUGAAAAAGAAUAAAUCUCUCUCUCGCUCUUUAUAUCCCUCUCUCUAACACACGCAGUGAUUCUCACAUUCACGAAUCUAUCGAUCAAUUUAUCUGCCAUUUUCCGUCGCUGCUUCACCAAUCACUUCGCUCUAGAUAUCCACGACCUAAAUAAUGUCAGAGACUGCGGUCAAUACAAUACCUGAAUCAGAGAGGAAUGAUGGAAUCUCUGGUAAUGGAAAUGUCGUGAAUUCUCAGGUUCAGCACAAGGAUGAAAACAUUGAAGAAAGUCAAAAGAUAAAGACAGACUCUGUUGUAAGUCCCAUUAAGAAAGAUGGGACAGAGAACAAUGGAGUCGAGGUGGGGAAUUCAGAAGUGGAAUACAUUGAAUCUGUGAAUUUGAAUCCUGUAGAAGACGUAGAGAACUGUCUGAAGACACUUCUAUCCAGACUAGACUCCAAAGACUGGGUUUCGGUGUGUGAGGCACUUAAUGACGUACGCCGAUUGUCUAUAUUUCACAAGGAAUUAAUUGUUGGCAUGUUGAAAGAUGUGAUGUCCUUAAUAGUGAAAUCGCUCAAGAAUCCAAGAAGUGCUGUUUGUAAAACUGCUAUUAUGACUUCUGCCGAUAUUUUCAAAGCAUACAGUGAUGAUAUCGUUGAUGCACUGGAUCCAUUGCUUGUACAACUUCUUCUGAAAUCUUCACAAGACAAAAAGUUCGUGUGCGAGGCAGCUGAAAGUGCUUUGAUAGCUCUGACCACUUGGGUUUCACCUGUUCUAUUGUUGCCCAAGCUGGAACCUUAUAUCAAGAACAGAAACCCUCGAAUCCGGGCAAAGACUUCCAUAUGCGUUUGUCGAAGUGUCCCUCGGUUGGGAGUUGACAGGAUAGAAGCAUUUGGGAUUGACAAAUUGAUUCAAAUAGGUGCAUCCCAGCUUAGCGACCGGCUUCCUGAGUCCAGGGAUGCAGCUCGUACUCUGUUGUUGGAGCUGCAAUCUGUGUACGAGAAAACUCAUGUCCUGAAACCAACUAUUAUGUCCGAGGAACCAGAGAUAGCUUCUUGGGAGAAUUUCUGUCAAUCAAAGCUAUCGCCUUUGAGUGCUCAAGCUGUCCUUCGCGUGACCAAUAUUACACGAGAGGGACUUGUUUUGGGUUCAUAACGUUAGUAUUCAAUGAACACGUGCUUUAGUGAGUAUUGUCCUUUUCGUAUUGCCCUUGCUCGUUAUUAUAUACUUGUAUAUACCAUGAAAGUUUGCGGUUAAAGCAUUUAGUGGGGUAUAGAUUUUACGGUAGCGUUGGAAUAUGAUUACCAUUUAUUGCUAGUUAUGGGCACAAAUUAAUUCUGAAUGGCCAUUGUGACUCUGCAUUGUGCCCAUAAUAAUUUCUUUCCUAGUCAAUUAUAUUGUUGUGCUAUGCCAUAUUUUCUUUAGGCGGUUGUUUAGAUUCUGAACAGCACUAUCAAACUAGUAUUCUUCCGUAA
Messenger RNA from Olea europaea var. sylvestris, 1498 nucleotides. RefSeq lists its product as uncharacterized. Bases 198 to 1178 code for a protein of 326 amino acids. Gene Ontology annotation, molecular function: microtubule binding. The record is from RefSeq and is a predicted model, not a curated record. NCBI's taxonomy places the organism in Eukaryota, Viridiplantae, Streptophyta, Magnoliopsida, Lamiales, Oleaceae. Gene Ontology annotation, biological process: microtubule cytoskeleton organization. The transcript has 6 exons. Gene Ontology annotation, cellular component: cytoplasmic microtubule.